CUCAAGGCAAAGGGGCUGUGACAAGCUUUGCUGAACUGAUAACUUUAAAAGGGCAUCUUCUGCUGGCUCCUCACUCCAUCGCUUUAUCGCUGCAAGUGACAGAAUGGGGAGGGCCCCAGCCUCCUGCGUUCUCAGAGAGCUGGGGGGCUAUAAAAACAGGAGGCACUGGGCAGCUGGGAGACAGUGACGAGCAAAAGCUGAGAGAGAAACCGGAGAGGAGCGAGCAGAGGCAGCAAGCAUUGGAUCGCGCCCCGACCCACGCCAGCAUGGGCUCCUUCUCCAUCACCAUGGGCUUCUUCUUCUUCCUGGCCCUUUGGCUUCCAGGCUACAUUGGAGCAAACCCUGUGUAUGGUGCAGUGUCCGACACAGAUCUGAUGGAUUUCAAGAACCUGCUAGACCAUCUGGAGGAGAAGAUGCCGUUACAAGAUGAGGUCGUGCCCCCACAGGCCCUGAGUGAGCAGAAUGACGACGCGGCAGCUGCACUUAGCUCUCUCUCUGAGGUACCUCCCUGGACUGGGGAGGUCAACCCACCUCAGAGAGAUGGGAGUGCCCUCGGGCGCAGCCCCUGGGACCCCUCAGAUAGAUCUGCCCUCUUGAAGAGCAAACUGAGGGCUCUGCUCGCUGCCCCUCGGAGCCUACGGCGGUCUAGCUGCUUCGGGGGUAGGAUCGACAGGAUUGGAGCCCAGAGCGGACUAGGAUGCAACAGCUUCCGGUACCGAAGAUAAGAGCCAGGGAGGAAAGCAGCCAGAUUCGCUGGGGCAGGUUGCAGAAGACCCUAAGCCCCCGCGGUGUGUCACGCAGCUUGGUCUCAUUGUCACUGAGGUGUGGCAAACACGCUGCUGGAGCCGCUGCUGUCUUCAGCUAUCACGACUAAAUGUAGACGAGUGGUUCCAGUGGGCUCUCCCUCCCCCUCCGCAUAUUAAGGUAGAGCCUCACCCCUUUCGGAAAGCAGUUGGAAAAAAAUUUUUUUGAAUAAACUUCAGCACCAAGGACAGAA
Molecule: messenger RNA, 997 nt
Organism: Peromyscus californicus insignis
Lineage: Eukaryota; Metazoa; Chordata; Mammalia; Rodentia; Cricetidae
Gene: Nppa
Product: natriuretic peptide A
Exons: 3
Coding region: 267-725 (152 amino acids)
Biological process (GO): negative regulation of systemic arterial blood pressure; receptor guanylyl cyclase signaling pathway; neuropeptide signaling pathway
Cellular component (GO): nucleus; extracellular region; cytoplasm
Molecular function (GO): hormone activity; hormone receptor binding
Source: RefSeq, a predicted model, not a curated record